Messenger RNA from Dovyalis caffra, 155 nucleotides. The record is from the annotation of a GenBank genome assembly. Lineage: Eukaryota; Viridiplantae; Streptophyta; Magnoliopsida; Malpighiales; Salicaceae.
GCCACUUGCCGGCCACUAAAGCAGUAGGGAAGGGACCCACAAAACGAAAACCCCGCGAAGCUGCGGAGAGAAAGGACCCCACCUCAGGAAGUAAUAAUAUAAGUGGGACCCGAACUGGAGAAGGUGGAGCCCACAAUAGCACUGAAACGCCGUAG